AUGUUAUUAAAGCGAAUAAACUACCUACCAGUACGAAAUGCGGGCGUACCUUGUCAGUUUGUCAAAAGACUCUGUUCCAAUCAUAAUGAGGGCCCACAAGCUGUCGAUAGUGCAGCCACCACUGCACAUGAGGUAUCGACCAAACAGGAGUUAUACAUAACAGAUCCAAUAUCACCUGGUUCAAUCUUUUUCUUGCCUAAUGGUACCAAAAUCUUCAAUAAGUUGGUUAGUUUUAUGAAGCUUCAACAGCAGAAUAAAUACGGAUUCCAGGAGGUGGUUACUCCAUUGAUUUAUAGAAAAACCUUAUGGGAGCAAUCUGGACACUGGGAAAAUUACAAGGAUGAUAUGUUUAGGGUUGAGGGCAAUGACGUUUCUAAGGAAGAAUAUGGUUUGAAACCGAUGAAUUGUCCCGGGCAUUGUGUAGUUUUUAAAAGAUUCGACAGAUCCUACAACGAAUUGCCAUUGAGGUUCUCAGAUUUCUCACCAUUGCAUAGGAACGAGGCAUCUGGUGCUUUAUCGGGUCUAACAAGAGUCAGAAAGUUUCAUCAAGAUGACGGACAUAUCUUUUGUACACCUGAUCAAGUCCGUCAAGAGAUUCAAAAAUGUUUGGAGCUGGUGGAUAUGUGUUAUACAAAAGUGUUCCCAAUAUCGGGUGAUUCAAAGCAGGCAGCGUACUCAUUGACCCUCUCUACUCGUCCUGAGAAGUACGUUGGCGAUAUUGAAGUAUGGGAUCAUGCUGAAGAUGUAUUAAAGGAUACUUUGCAAUCGUGGGGGCAACCAUGGACAACCAAUGAAGGAGAUGGUGCCUUCUACGGUCCUAAGAUUGACAUUUUAGUCAAUGAUCAUACAGGCAAAUCACAUCAAGUCGCCACUAUUCAAUUAGAUUUUCAAUUGCCAGAAAGAUUCGAUUUACAAUUCAAGGACAAGGAUAAUAGUUACAAGAGACCUAUCAUGAUUCAUAGGGCUGUUUUCGGUUCGGUGGAAAGAUUCAUGGCCAUUUUAAUUGAUUCAAGCAAAGGUAAAUGGCCGUUUUGGUUGAAUCCAAACCAAUGUAUGGUCAUCCCAGUGAAGACUGAAGAUGAGAAGAUAAUGGAAUUGGCUUUCAAGACAGUCAACUCAUUACGUGGUGAAAAUAGUGAUCCAAAAAGCCCAAUUCCACUCAACAGCUUCCAUUUCUCUGUUGAUAUGGAUGCAAGAGAUGAAUCUGUAAGUAAAAGAAUUAGAGAAGCCAUCAAGAAGCAUUAUUCUUAUAUUAUAAUGAUUGGUGACAAAGAAGUUGAAGCAGGCAAGGUGGCGAUUAGAACCAGGGAGUCGAAGAAAGUGGAUUUACUAACUAUCGAUGAUGUCUUUGAAAGGUUCGUCGAUCUUGAGAAAAAUUAUAAAUGA
Kluyveromyces lactis is the source of this 1386-nucleotide messenger RNA. RefSeq names its product threonine--tRNA ligase MST1 (gene MST1). The transcript has a single exon. Gene Ontology annotation, biological process: mitochondrial threonyl-tRNA aminoacylation. Lineage: Eukaryota; Fungi; Ascomycota; Saccharomycetes; Saccharomycetales; Saccharomycetaceae. The record is from RefSeq and is a predicted model, not a curated record. Gene Ontology annotation, cellular component: cytoplasm. Bases 1 to 1386 code for a protein of 461 amino acids. Gene Ontology annotation, molecular function: ATP binding; threonine-tRNA ligase activity.